Messenger RNA from Fusarium fujikuroi IMI 58289, 846 nucleotides. RefSeq lists its product as uncharacterized. Lineage: Eukaryota; Fungi; Ascomycota; Sordariomycetes; Hypocreales; Nectriaceae. The coding region runs from base 1 to 846 and encodes 281 amino acids. The transcript has a single exon. The record is from RefSeq and is a predicted model, not a curated record.
AUGGCACACGCGACAGAAAAUACCAUCACAAAGUUUGAGAUAGUCGGGAACACAGACAGCUCGUAUCCUUUGAUCAUCUUCUUCCACGGCUCAGGCGACUCCUGUGCGUCUUGGGCGGAUUUAGCAGAACUCCUGGGUCCCGCGUACCAGGUUCUGCUGUGGGACAGGCAGGAUCCAUACAUCAGAACCGAUAUAGCCAUCUCAGAGCUAUUGGAGUUUCUCGAUAGAAGGGACACGAAUAAGCAAUACGUGCUCAUCGCGCAUUCAUUCGGCGGCACAUUUGCAAGGCUAUUCCUCGAAGCAAGACCGCAUCAAGUCGCAGGAAUAGUCCUCGCUGAGACGGGCGCAGAACCAACGAUAGACGCCCAACUCGAACAAAGACAGUAUGAUAAGAAGAUCUUGGGGAACAAACCACUUGUCGUCAUUCGUGGCAAUACUCUGAAAUGGAAACAAUUACAGUACGAUCAAGCCAUCGCUGCAGAGCAAAACCUCGCCAGCCCAACCCUGUUGAUGCAGAAGAAGCUUUUGGACGCGACAGACAAAGAAGACGAGAGGUUGAAAAAGGCACAGUUGCAACUUUCUAGGAAUAAUCGAUAUGUGCAUAUCCCAGAUGUCAGUCAUGAUGUGAUCAUCGAGAAGCCGGAAGCUGUGAGGGAGGCUGUUUGUUGGGUCAUGGAGCAUUUGCAGACUGGUGAAGAAGAGGAGCGAGAGGAAGAAGAGACACCAGUGCGUAUAGUAGAAGAGGGCGAGACUGUUAAGAAGAGCUUUGGGGAUAGGUUGAGAGGAGCGAAGAAGAUGUCUUUGAGGGAAAGUCUGUUCAAACUGUUCAGGAAGUCUGAUAGGUGA